AUGGCCCGGUAUUCUCAGCCAUCUUCCUUCGACUUUUAUCAACAAUCGCCUACUGCCCUCGAGGCAAAACCUUCCUUUCCUGAAGAGGACGAGAUGAGUGUGUUGGAUGAUAAGAUUCUCGAUCCCACGACUUCUCCAGAACUGUCUUCCUCUAUUUCCGAUCAUCGUCGCCCUUCGUCGUAUGACCAGGACGCCUUCUCGCAUCGGGAUUCUAUCUGGUCCGACUAUUCCUCUUCCUCUCAUUCUCGUCACAACUCGCAGGUCGGGCAUACCAUGUUUGAUUCCGCCCCCUCCAACCCUUUUAUGCGUCUGGAUGCACCCCAUCCUGCUGCUGCGGCUGCCUCUUCCACUUCCUACGGGCAUCACGCUCCCUGGUCCCUGUCGAGAGAAUCGGGUUCUUGCACCCCGACCGCCCUCUAUGACCACUUCCCUGGUGAGCUCGACAGCAACUCCUCUGGCCCCUUCACUGGUGGUGCCGUCGGCCCCGUGAGUGCCAUCAACUUCCCCUCCAUGUCCUCCUACCGCAGCAUGGCCUUUGCUGCCCCGGGUGCCGUUGCCAUGUCGCCCCAGUCCAGCCAGGGUUGGAUGCCUGCUUCGACCGACAUGCCCGAUGCUACUGCUCGUGCACACAAGAGUCCUAGCUACCGUCAUACCUCCCCGCUGAGUAUCCGUCGAGAUGGUAUUCGGAAGAAGAACGCUCGAUUCGAGAUCCCGGCUGAGCGUACGUUGAGUAACAUCGACCACCUCAUCAGCCAGUCCACAAACGAGGAUGAGAUCAAGGAGUUGAAGCAACAAAAGCGUCUGCUCCGCAACCGUCAGGCUGCUCUUGACUCGCGUCAACGGAAGAAGCUCCACACCGAAAAGCUCGAAGAGGAAAAGAAGCAGUACACCCAUGUCAUCAACGAUCUCGAGGAUGCCCUUCAGAGCAUGAAAAUCCGUGAGGCCGAGCUGCUCCGCGAAAAGAGCGAAUGGAUCGGCACUCAGCAGCAAAUCACCCAGUACAUCGAAAGCAUGCACAUGGAGAAGGACGAUCUGAUCCGUGCCCACACCCUCGAGACCGCCGACCUGCGCAAGAAGAACAACAUCCUCAAGGAGACUGUUGAGAAGCUGGAGCGUCAGCCCAAGCCCUCCGCACCCAUGUCCCACGAAUUCUCCGACUUUGAGAACCUGACCAUGGACAACGGUGCUUGGGAGGACUUUAGCAUGGCCAAUGGUCUUCCUAUGGAACAGUCGGCUGCCUUGGUUGUGUCGAUGAACAACAGCAACAGCAACAACGAGAAGACCGCUGAGAAAGCCAGCAACGACCUUCCUUUCAGCUGGAACGCUUUCUACAUGUGCCUUCUCUUCGGUGCUUUCAUCGCUUCCAACGGUGCUUCGCUCUCCCAGCGCUCCAUUCCUCAAAUGUCGGAGGAGUACCGUGCCGAGUCGGCCAACGUUCUCAGGGCCGUUUUGAACUCGCCCCCGGCUGAGCUCUCCCAGCAGUCCUCUUCGUCUGCGGGCGCUGCGCUCCCUACGACCAUCAGCGGUGCUGAGAUGGCCCAGCUGACUGCAGGAACCACGAGCAACCUGGACGAGCUUCACAACACCCUGACCAUGCCCACCAAGGAGCAGCAGCAGGAACAGGCUUUUGCCCUUAACGCUGACCAGUACAACUCCCUCACCACGUUCGAUGACUCCCAUGUGGACUACAAAUCCCAGCAGCCUUCUAGCCUUCAGCAGGCCUUGAGCAACAUGCGGAACAAUGCCGCGCCCAAGGCGUCUGCGCGACCCGACGUUUACUCUCGAUCUCUCAUGUGGGAUCGAGUGCCUCCCAAGGUGAUCCGCGACUUCCAGCGGAUGGUGCAAGACUACGGUGCGGCCCCCAAAGACGAGGGCAAAAAACGCCGUGCCUCGAUGAUUGCGCGUGAUUAA
Aspergillus ruber CBS 135680 is the source of this 1911-nucleotide messenger RNA. Its product is annotated as putative bZIP transcription factor. Gene Ontology annotation, biological process: regulation of DNA-templated transcription. Lineage: Eukaryota; Fungi; Ascomycota; Eurotiomycetes; Eurotiales; Aspergillaceae. Gene Ontology annotation, molecular function: DNA-binding transcription factor activity. The transcript has 2 exons. Bases 1 to 1911 code for a protein of 636 amino acids. The record is from RefSeq and is a predicted model, not a curated record.